AUGCCGCCCGCCAACUCGCCUGACCCCGAAGCGUCGUACCCACCCUCGGCCUCGUUCAUCUCGGCCCUCGCACCGCUGAACCGCGACGUGCCCAACCUCGCCGCCACGCUCGGCACCCACGUCGACGAAGACGGCGACGACAGCGACGACGGCUUCACGCGCGCCGACGACGUGCUCAGCUUCGCCGCCGCGCUGGGCUCCGUGGUGCACGACGGCGACACGGACGAGGCCCGCGCCAGCCUGCACUUCCUGCGCGCGGCCCACGACGAGGGCUACCAGCUGCCGCUGCACCGCUCGCACGACGGGCUGCGGCUGCUGAACCAGCAGGACCAGCGCGACCGCCUGCGCCGCUCCAUGGACCGCCUCAACCGCCUGAGCGACGCGUACGGCGACCGCGUCCCCAGCCAGAACUCGCUGUACGACUGGAGCCCCGCCCCCGACGACGACAUGGACGCCCUGCUCGCCGCCGACCAGCCGGGGCCCGACAUGUUGCGCAUGCUGGGGAGGGAGCACUGGGCCUCGGAGCGCCGCUCGCAGGGCGUCUCGCAGGCCCAGCGCCGCCAGCACAGGCUCUCUGCCCGCUCGCGCACCGAGGCGCUGCGGGGCACCCAUCACCCGGAGCAGCGCGACCGCUACACGUCCACGUCCUCGCUCGACCGCCACAUGGCCAUGCCGCCGACAUCCUCGCUCGACCGCGAACGCCGCGACAUGCUCUCCCGCGUUGACGCCUACCGCCGCGGCUACCACGACCGCUCGUCCCCCGCCGCCCCGUCCUCGCCCAUGCUCGAGCUGAGCGUCGAGUACCUCUCGCACAUCCGCAGUACAGACUCGCCCGACGAGAGCCUCGCCUUCGCCCGUGGCGCAGGCCUCUUGCGCAAAAACAGCCACCGCCCAGACUUCCUCACCCGCCCCGACGCCAUCCCCCCGCCCGCCCCGACCUCCUGGCUCGCACCGGGCGCCGUCCUGUCCGGCUGCCAGCACGCCACCGCCGCCCACCACCCCGACCGCUGGCCCGUCAAAGUCACCCUCCACACGGUCGACUGGCACACGAUGCAGCUGAGCGCCACCAUGGAAGCGUAUAACGUGCCUUCCCAUACCGCCACCCGCGCCUCGUCCUCCUCCAUCACCACGUUCCUGGAAGGUGAGAUCCUGGACUUCCGGAAAUACACACUCCUGACGGAGAGCUUCCAGUCUAGCGCCGCAAACGACGCCAUGUACUGGCGCAAGCUGCCCCCUCUGCGCGACCUGCGCGACGAGGAGGUGGGGCGGUGUCUGGGCAGCGAGCGCUGGUGGAGCAGCGUAGGCAGGGAGUGGAUCUUCAUGCGCUGGAAAGAGCGCUGCUUCGUGCGGCCCCUCAACUCGUCAUUCACGCCCCCGCCCACACAUCACGUCCCGACACGCACAUCAACAACAACAACACCACGCGACGCCAUACAUAGCUCGUGGCCCCCGCAGCAGCAAUCCCACACACACACCUUCCGCCCCCACCACGCCGACAGAGGAGGAGAUGAGUCACACGCGUCGUUUGACGACUCGGGCUGCGGGCUGACCAUCAGCGGCUUCUACUAUGUCUGUCUGCGCCGCAGCGACGGGCGCGUCGAGGGCCUGUAUUACGACCCUAUGAGUAGUCCGUACCAGUGUUUGGAGCUGGAGAGCGUGCGCGGGGGUGUUGUAGGCGCUUGGGGGUUCAGCUGA
This is a messenger RNA of Dothidotthia symphoricarpi CBS 119687, 1695 nucleotides long. RefSeq lists its product as uncharacterized. Bases 1 to 1695 code for a protein of 564 amino acids. The record is from RefSeq and is a predicted model, not a curated record. The transcript is spliced from 2 exons. Gene Ontology annotation, biological process: negative regulation of gluconeogenesis; protein catabolic process in the vacuole; protein targeting to vacuole. NCBI's taxonomy places the organism in Eukaryota, Fungi, Ascomycota, Dothideomycetes, Pleosporales, Dothidotthiaceae. Gene Ontology annotation, cellular component: GID complex; extrinsic component of membrane.